CUGGGCACCUUCACUUCUGGAAACAGACAUGCGCUGGAAAAGUGAAGUAAAAGUCGAGUGCUGCGUUGUGAGCGAGACAGAAAACGGAUCUGUGUUGUCCAACGAUGAGGGCGCGCCGGUGGAGGUUUUGGAUGAGGACGAGUCGACGCUGCAGGCCAUGGCAUCGGCACCUCUGCUGGGGAGAGCUGUGUGCGCUAGCUGCAACGAGGAGAUUGUGGACAAAUAUUUAUUAAAGGUUAACGACUUGUGCUGGCAUGUGCGCUGUCUCUCGUGCAGCGUGUGCCAAACUUCACUUGGCAGCCACACGAGCUGCUACAUCAAAGAAAAAGAAGUGUUCUGUAAACUAGAUUACUUCAGAAGAUACGGGACGUGGUGCGCGUGCUGCGGCCGGAACAUCCACUCCACAGACUGGGUCCGGCGGGCCAAGGGGAACGUGUACCACCUUGCCUGCUUCGCCUGCUUCUCCUGCAAGAGGCAGCUGUCCACCGGGGAGGAGUUCGCUCUGGUGGAGGAGAAGGUGCUCUGCAGGGUGCACUACGACUGCAUGCUGGACAACCUGAAGCGGGCCGUGGAGAAGGGAAGCAUUGUAAACAUGGAGGGGGCUGUGCCCACCGAGCAGGAGAUCAACCAGCCCAAACCCUCCAAGAGAGCGCGCACCAGCUUCACCGCCGACCAGCUGCAGGUGAUGCAGGGCCAGUUUGCUCAGGACAAUAAUCCAGACGCUCAGACGCUGCAGAAGCUGGCGGAGCAGACGGGUCUCAGCCGGAGAGUCAUACAGGUCUGGUUCCAGAACUGCCGAGCCCGCCACAAGAAGCACGUGAGCCCCAACCACGGCUCCAGCAACCCCAUGUCCUCGCUGCAGUCCAGCCGCCUCUCGCAGCCCACCCCCACCCCCGAGGAGCUGCAGUACACAGCCUACGGGGGCCCGGAGGGGUCAAUGCUCUCUGCACUACACUCCUUCAUAGACAGUGAGCACCAGCCUUUUCAUGACAUUAACACGGUGUACUGUGGUUCACUGCUGACUAUAAAGAACUACAUGUCAAAUUCAUAUUUUAAUAUUUGAAAUAUUAUAUUGAUCUGGUUUAUUUUAAAACAGGAGUUUAUCUGCCAAGAGGCACUUCAAAAGGUUUCCCAAAUGGUGGUUACGUACCCUCCAGCCAAAGACAAAUAUCAGAUUAGUUAAUUUGCUAAUGCUAAUUUGAUGUUAUAUUUAA
This is a messenger RNA of Gymnodraco acuticeps, 1214 nucleotides long. RefSeq names its product LIM/homeobox protein Lhx8. Gene Ontology annotation, biological process: neuron differentiation; forebrain neuron development; regulation of transcription by RNA polymerase II. NCBI's taxonomy places the organism in Eukaryota, Metazoa, Chordata, Actinopteri, Perciformes, Bathydraconidae. Gene Ontology annotation, molecular function: RNA polymerase II transcription regulatory region sequence-specific DNA binding; DNA-binding transcription factor activity, RNA polymerase II-specific. The record is from RefSeq and is a predicted model, not a curated record. The coding region runs from base 29 to 1063 and encodes 344 amino acids. Gene Ontology annotation, cellular component: nucleus. The transcript is spliced from 7 exons.